AUGAAAACUGUUGAAGAAGCCAGACGGAGAUGGGAAACUCUUCUCGGUUAUGGCAGGAAUACACAUGAUCUGAAACAAGCAGUCAUAUCUGGAGACAGCGAAAACCCUUGCGAAAAUGGUCUUCGAUCGGUGUGCUGGAAGAUCUUUCUGCUAUGCGACGACCUUGAUCGGUCAAAGUGGAUAGAUCGGCUUACAGACACACGCAGUGCUUAUGAUUCACUAAAGGACCACUUUCUCAAAUACAUAAAGCACCCGAACGAUCUUCAAUCUACAGUUGAUCCGCUCGCCGAAGACGAAGAGUCUCCCUGGCAGGCUUUACGCCACGAUGAAGCCACUAGAGCCGAGAUUUUUCAAGAUGUGGAAAGAUGUUUGCAGGACAACUGCUUUUUCCGCGAACCUUCAACAAAGUCGAUGAUGUUAGAUAUACUGUUCGUUUACUCAAAACUGAACCCCGAUCUCGGAUACAGACAAGGAAUGCAUGAAUUGCUUGCGCCGAUACUAUGGGUAGUGGAACGUGACGCAGUUACCCAGUCCUCAAAACAUAUCCCAGUCGAUACAACGGACGAUGAAAGUGUUAUGUUGCAGCUCCUAGACGCCAACUACAUUGAAAGCGACUCAUUUAACCUCUUCUGCAGUGUCAUGCAGGUUGCACGGUCAUUUUACGAGCACACCGACAAUAGGCCAGUCAAUGGCGAAGCAGAGAUGGCACCUAUAGUAGCACGCUCUGAAUUCAUCCACAACGAACUACUCAUGGUUGCAGACCAUGAGCUAGCCAUACACUUGAAUACCAUUGAGAUUCUACCCCAGAUAUUCUUGACUCGUUGGAUUCGUUUGCUCUUUGGUCGAGAAUUCUCCUUCGACGACACAUUACUGAUUUGGGAUCUACUUUUUGCAAAUGGGUUGAGGGCAACUUUGAUUGACCAUAUCUGUGUUGCAAUGCUGCUUCGAAUUAGAUGGCAGCUUCUGGAGGUAGAUUACUCAUCUGCUUUAACGCUCCUAUUACGCUAUCCCGCCCUUAAUGAUCAUGGUCCACAGACACUGGUUCAUGAUGGACUAUAUCUGGAGCAGGAUCUGAGUCCCGCUCGAGGAGCAUUCCUUGUAUCUAAAUAUUCAGGUCAACCUCCACAGCUUGCAAGAGAUCCACUACAACAACCGCCUAGGGAGCCAUCUCUGAAAAAGAUUGACCGCCGAAGUCAUUCUCGAGACCUGAGCGGGGGGAGUUCGUCUGGCCAAUCCCCAGCUAGAAAUAGUCAACGAACACUCGAAUCGCUGUUCCAAGAUGUGUCUGAGGGACUGCAGCGCCGUACAGAAGGGUGGGGUGUUGCAAAGGCCGUGCGGGGUGCUGUCAGCGAGGCAAAGCGCAAUAUGGCGAAUGCCGAAGUUGGAGGUAUUUCGCCUUCAAGGGCCUGGCGCGGUAGCCCUCGAUUUGGGACUCCCAGACUCAGGCGGCCAAGAACCUCGGACCCGGUGGACUUGGUGCAACAGGUGGCUUCUUUGAAGAAACGAGACAACAGCCUUGCAGGAUUGCUGUCAGAAGCGAUACAUGAUCUGAGCCUUAUCAAGGAAUAUACAGUUGACCUUAAUCCCGAGGCUAUGGAAGCACUCGAUAGAGCCGUUGAAAGGAUAAAGAAUGUUCAGACAGAGCUUCAAGGGUCGAGCGGAUCGACCAAAACUACAUCUACACCAACAACAAGUGUUGAGAAGGUCACUUCUGAUAAGCCGGGAUUACUCGAAAGAGAAGAAGAAAAGCAAGAUGCAAUCGAACAGAAAUCUACGGAGACGACGGCGCUUGAUGAAAAAGAACAAACCGAUACGAAGGCAGAAACAUCUAACGCAGACACAGAUUUUGAGCUAGUUGCACCUUCAGCCUCUCCGAGUGCACCUGACCCUCCUCUAGCAUCUCGCUUCACGCCCACACCACUACCUCGACGGCCUUUGGCUCAAUCCGAAUUCUCAUGGAUGUUAGGUGACAAUACACACCGAUCCAGUUUUGUCAGUUCCGCAUCGCUUCCCCCAGAUCAAAGCCGACGGAGUGAAUCACGAUCGCGACAAGGAUCUCUUUUUGGAGAUGGCCGAGAUGAGAAGCGAGAACAGACUCAGAGAGAUGAAGAUAGCCUAUCCUUGAACAGUUUCACAUAG
Messenger RNA from Talaromyces marneffei, 2139 nucleotides. RefSeq lists its product as uncharacterized. The transcript is spliced from 6 exons. Lineage: Eukaryota; Fungi; Ascomycota; Eurotiomycetes; Eurotiales; Trichocomaceae. Bases 1 to 2139 code for a protein of 712 amino acids. The record is from RefSeq and is a predicted model, not a curated record. Gene Ontology annotation, biological process: activation of GTPase activity. Gene Ontology annotation, molecular function: GTPase activator activity.